UAAUACCAACGGAAGACACUGUAUCGGAAAAAAUUGAAGUGAAUCAGACAGCGGUUGAUGUCAAAAUAUCACCUACAGCACUUUCACCGCAAACUCGAAAGAGAAUUGUUAACAUAAUGACUGGAGAAACAUGCGUGAUUGAAAAUAAAGAUAUUGCUUAUAUUUGGGACUUUGCUGGCCAGCAGCUAUAUUAUAUUACACAUCGAAUUUUCCUAACAAGCAAGGCAGUAUAUCUGAUUGUGUUCAAUUUGAUGGAAAAGAUGCAUGCCAAAGGGAAAUGUAGUGACUCUCCGAAGGCAGGAGAUGUGAUGACAUGUAAUAUGACAAAUAUAGAGAUUAUCAUAUACUGGAUGAGGUUGAUAUAUACGUAUGCUGUCCCAGUAGACUCAGAAGAGAGUAAGGAAGUCAAAAAGCCUCAAAUUGUACUAGUAGGUACUCACAGUGAGAGCCUAUCACAAAAGGAGAUUGAAGAACAGUUUGGAAUAAUUUUCGAAAGAAUUAAAGGUACUCCGUAUGAAAGUCAUGUGAAGCGAACAAUUUACGCCAUCGACAACAAGUUUGCAUCACAAAGCGAGGUGGUGGAUGAACUUAAACGUGUUGUUGAUGGAUUUCUUACAACGAUGCAUGAGACGAUCCCGCUCAGGUGGCUGAAAUUUCAACAAAUAUUGCAGGAGAUUGGUAGGACAACUAUGUGCAAGACUUACGAUGAAGUCUGUAAAGUUGCACAUGAAUGCGAAAUUUACAAAAAGGACAGCAUCCGCACCCUCCUAAACUACUUACACGAUCUUGGUAUCAUUCUGUUCUUUGAGAACCACAAACUUCUAAAGCAUACAGUAAUAACAAACCCACGGAAGUUGAUCGACUUCUUGAGAAAAAUCAUCACAGUGGUAAAACCUGUUGACAAGUGGGCUACAAUGAUGCCACUUUGGAAUAAACUUGAUAAUAAAGGUAUACUGGAGGAGAAGUUAGCCGAACAUCUUUGGUGGGAAGAGCUCAGAAUAGACUUCGAGGUCUUCUUGGAGUUGAUGAAGCAGUUUGGACUGCUGAAUCCUGGAGGAAGUGUUAGAAAUGAGAUUAGCAAAGAUGAAACUUGCUUUGAGGACGUUUUGGAACUAAGGAAGCAGUUUGGACUGCUGUGCGAGAGGAUCUGGAAUCUGGAGAGUACACAUCGGUCAUUUUUUGUACCCUGUCGACUGAAACAUAGCGCAGACAAUAUGGCUAUUAAGUCAGACUCAGAUCAGAUGGUAUCCCUCUAUAUGGUCUCCGAGGAUUUCAUCCCUGAUAGUAUCUUCCAUCCUCUAGUUGUCAGCUUGAUUAGAAUGGUACAAGACAUGGGCUACAUGGCUGAAUUAGAGUUAUUUAGCAACUAUGCAAACAUCCGGCUAGGACGUGAUCACACUCUCAGCUUGGGACCGGUAGUCAUUGAUAACAAACCCUCAUUGAAGGUUGGACUAUUGCAACAGCAUUCUAUAUGGCCUUCCUGA
Anneissia japonica is the source of this 1484-nucleotide messenger RNA. RefSeq lists its product as uncharacterized. Lineage: Eukaryota; Metazoa; Echinodermata; Crinoidea; Comatulida; Comatulidae. The transcript has 10 exons. The coding region runs from base 117 to 1484 and encodes 455 amino acids. The record is from RefSeq and is a predicted model, not a curated record.